CACUCAUCACGCACCAGCUUCCUCAAAAAAGACACGGAACCCUGCACUCAAACUACAAGCCCAUGUCCCAUCUGCCACGAAACAAUCGCCUGCACCACGUCGACACGCAGCCUGCGCAUUUGCAUACGAAACACCAAGACGGCAGCUAGAAUGUUCAUUUUGACCUGCCGCCGCAAUGUCAAUACCGGCCACAGGACUAGUAGCAUGCUACUUCGGCCCCGCACCAAGCCCUCGCGCAGCAACUCGAUGAUGCGAAUCAAGCGGUGCGGCCACGCCUUUUGCUACGACUGCCUUGAGACGUGGGUGCAGAAACAAAACACUUGUCCCAUGUGCCGGGACCAGCUGUUUAGU
Messenger RNA from Bipolaris maydis ATCC 48331, 351 nucleotides. The record is from RefSeq and is a predicted model, not a curated record. Lineage: Eukaryota; Fungi; Ascomycota; Dothideomycetes; Pleosporales; Pleosporaceae.